Raphanus sativus (radish) is the source of this 678-nucleotide messenger RNA. RefSeq lists its product as uncharacterized. The record is from RefSeq and is a predicted model, not a curated record. Bases 169 to 528 code for a protein of 119 amino acids. NCBI's taxonomy places the organism in Eukaryota, Viridiplantae, Streptophyta, Magnoliopsida, Brassicales, Brassicaceae. The transcript has a single exon.
AGAGAAUGGGCAAGCACGUAAUUCAAGAUCACUACAUGUUUUUUUAAGACAAGAAGUGCAGUUAGUUUAACCUAUACACGUGCCAAGAAUCAGCGCUUCUCAUUCAUAUCAAAGUGGAGAGAGGUAGCUCAACAACAAGCAAAAGCUUCUUGAAUCCUGAUCAUCGGAAUGUAUCACCGCAUUCCGUCGCUGAUGGAGCCGUUUCUCAGGAGAGUCUCGGCGCGUUGGCCGGUUAUCGUUCAGGCUACGACGUGGACGGUGCUCCUCAUGAUCACUGUAGCCGUCGCUUCUUUCGCUCCCGAGUUGGCGUUUGUGUCUACGGUGUCGUCUCCGUGCGGCAGAGGAGAUGGGUUCGUGAAGAUUCCGAUGGAUUUUCCCGGGGACAGUGUCUGCGUGCCGUCUCACAUGGUAAGGAGAUCGCGUUUCGAUUUGUUCAUGCCUCCUAUUUUUGCGGCGGUUAUGGUGACGGCGUCGGCUUGUUUGAUCCGUUCGUGUUUUGGGACGACGGAUGAUAUGGAAGACGUAUGAUAAUUAAUGUAAUUAAUCAUUCUUUUAUCUAAAACUGAAUAUAAAAAAAUGCAGCGCAUGAACUAUAUACGUUCACCAUCUCCAAUUUCAAACAUUUUAAGUUGGUUUUUUUUAGCUGAGACGUUGAUCGAUACUUGACAUUCUUUUAUC